AUGCGAAGCCUCCAGGAGGCUGAACUCUGCUUCCCACAACUCCUCAACUCCUCCUGCAGGAAGAUCAUGCUUCCUCAUUCAACCUCAGCGCUCAUGUACUGCUUACUGUCCUGUGUGUCUUGGCUCACUGUGACCCUUAACAUGCUGGUCAUCAUCUCUAUCUCCCACUUUAAGCAGCUCCACACGCCCACCAACAUCCUCCUCCUCUCCUUGGCUGUCUCAGAUUUCUUGGUGGGUUUCCUCAUAGUCUUUCAGAUCCUUCUCAUUGAUGGCUGCUGGUAUCUUGGCGACUUCAUGUGUGUUCUGUAUUACAUCAUUGAUUAUGUUAUUACAUCUGCAUCAGUAGAGAACAUGGUUCUCAUAUCAGUGGACUGCUAUGUAGCUGUUUGUAACCCUUUCCAGUAUCCCACCACAGUCACACAAAAAAGGGUUUGUGUGUGUGUUUCGUUGUGUUGGAUGUUUUCUGCCGUCUGUGUCUUUAUAGUUUUUAAAGAAAAUCUGGGACAGCCAGGCAGGUUUAAUUCAUGCAUUGGAGAGUGCGUGGUUGGAUUUGAUAAAACUGCUGGAAUAAUAGACAUCUUGUUUUUCUUCAUCGGUCCUGUCACCAUCAUCAUCAUUCUGUAUGUGAGAGUGUUUGUGGUGGCCGUGUCUCAGGCUCGGGCCAUGCGCGCUCGUGUUGCAGCUGUCUCCCUCCAGGGUUCAGUCAGAGGUAACGCUAAGAAAUCUGAACUCAAAUCAGCCAGGACGCUUGGGGUUGUUGCAGCUGCAUUUCUAAUAUGCAUAUGUCCAUACUUUUUUCUCUCAGUUACCGGUGGGGAGACCCAGUUUAGUGCUUCAUCCUUUGCUUUUUUUCUGUUUUAUCUUAACUCCUGUUUAAACCCAUUGAUCUAUGUCUUAUUUUUUCCCUGGUUUAGGAAAACUAUUAAACUAAUUUUCACCCUGCAGAUACUGAAGGCCGGAUCCUCUCAGACCAACAUCAUGUAG
Molecule: messenger RNA, 984 nt
Organism: Xiphophorus couchianus (Monterrey platyfish)
Lineage: Eukaryota; Metazoa; Chordata; Actinopteri; Cyprinodontiformes; Poeciliidae
Product: trace amine-associated receptor 13c-like
Exons: 2
Coding region: 1-984 (327 amino acids)
Biological process (GO): G protein-coupled receptor signaling pathway
Cellular component (GO): membrane
Molecular function (GO): trace-amine receptor activity
Source: RefSeq, a predicted model, not a curated record